Orbicella faveolata is the source of this 3058-nucleotide messenger RNA. Its product is annotated as sacsin-like. NCBI's taxonomy places the organism in Eukaryota, Metazoa, Cnidaria, Anthozoa, Scleractinia, Merulinidae. The record is from RefSeq and is a predicted model, not a curated record.
UCUGAAAUUUCUUUCAUUCUCGUUGAAGAUGGCCGAGUGUUUGUCCGUUGUGACCAGCUGGCGUUUCGCCUUGAUGAGCAACUACCACCAUACCUGUACAGAGUUCCUCGAGAAUACGGGAUUUUUGAGCACUUGUUCAAACGCCUUGGAGCAAUGGAGGAAGCUAGCCCCGUGCAGUUUGCCAAACUCCUUAGUCGUCUCAGAGAAUCAUGUCAAGAGGAGACGAUGCAUGCUAAUGAACUUCAAGUCGCAAAACACGCUGUAUUUGGACUAUUUGUUUCUCUAAAGGCCAGAAAAGACCGCAAUGGAGAUGAUCGGCGAGACAAUCCGCUGGAUAAGAUCGAAACUCUUUACCUUCCAAGCAGAGAUCAAAAGCUCCAACGCUCUACAAACCUGGUCCUAUUUGAUUGCAUUAAGUACCAGUCUCGUAUACCACAUUCUAUGUACGAGUUCCUCGAUACAUUGAAAAAAUACAAUUUAACAUUUGCCACACCUCGCCAAAUUGUUGAGCUUCUGCCAGUUCACCUACAAGUUCAGUCCUUGGCAUCAUUAGUGAGAGAAGAACUUCAUCCAGAGUGCAGGGAUAAGAAGUGCCGGGCUGACACCGAGAAGAAAUGCCAGAAUGCAAAUGACCUCCGCCGAAUAUUGUUUUCUCCUGAGCUUGUGGAUGGCAUCUUGAGAAUCUUAAAGUUUCAGUUCCAGAAAGCUAAACUGACAGAGGAUGUCCGUAACAACGUUCGCAGUUUUCAAAAGGAGCUAAGCAUAAGUUGCAUGGAAGAGCUGUCCACCGAGCUAGUUGAAAAUGGAACUAAUACUCGAAUUUCAGAGAGUCGUAGAUCAAAGCACAUGGAUUGUUUUGUGGAGCAAGAGGCAAAUGGCAGAAAGCACAUUUUCAUCAAACAUGGAGUAGAUCCUAAUGAGGUGCGCAGAGUUCUCUGUAAAGAGAUAAACCAGCUGACGGGGUGUCAAAUUGAUAACGAGAGCUGGUUGCAUCUGCAAGCUAUUCUAGAAUGCAAGUCACCUGAUCGCAUUUCUUCCGUGUUGGACAACGCGAGCGUCUCCCAGGACGCGGAAGCAGGUGACACCCCACACUUGGAACCUGAUCUUGGCUCAGAGGUACCAGAAGAGCUCCACGAACUUCUGUUACAGUAUGACGACUUUUAUUUUCGACCGGGCGAAUUUGUUGCAUUUGAAAGAGAAGACUCCACUGACGACGAACCGAAGUACAUAUAUGCACAAAUCAUUCGCAAGCUUAACACGCCGAAUCUUGCUAAAUCAAAAAAGGACAAGACAAAGAGAAAACAGAGAGGAGAGAGCAACCUUCUUAGCAGGUAUCUUAUAGAUAUCGGCAGUGAGAAGAUAGAGGUGGAUGUGCUAGAUCUCUACAAGAUCAAACGACCACGACCGAUUCACGAGGAAGAAGACAAAGAAAUGGAGGAGGAAUCUGUCUCAGACACAAUGGAACUUGUGCCUUAUGCAGGAAGCAGUGGCCAAAAUACAGGGGAAGCAAGAGCGCAAUCAUCAACAUCUUCCCAAGGUGCAAACGAACCUCCCAAGCCAAGAACGUUGGAAAACGCCUUAAAAGAAGUGAGAAAAGCUUUGGCUGAAAUUCGUAAACUUCCGGAAGACAAACAGAAAAAGGCAAUUAGACGUCUUUUCCUUCGAUGGCACCCUGACAAGAACAUGGACAUGCAAGAAAUUGCAAAUGAAGUGAUGAAGUUCAUACAAAACGAGGUCGAAAAGUUCUCAAAAGGUGGAUCAGGAGGCCGUGAUGAAGGGUUCGCAAGGGCGCAGCCAGAUUUUUCAGACUUUUUUAGGCAGUGGUAUCAAAGAGGUCGAAGACAACGCUCAAGCUACGAGAACUUCCGUCGAAAUAAUCCGAGAUUCACUGGUUUCACAUCACACUCCAGGAGACGUUACACGGGACCCGACGCACGCUUGUCCAAGAUGUGGAUGCGUCAAAGCAAAGAGGAUCUCCGCUCUGUUGAACAUCUCUUGGCAGCCCGAGAUCCACUGUAUUACCUUGUCUGCUUCCAGUGUCAUCAAGUUGCAGAGAAAGCUCUCAAGGCCGCACUAUACGCCUUCUCCGGAAUCGUGGACAGGCAGCUUAAUACUCACGACUUAGUUCAAUUGGCCUAUGAUCUGUCGUUGCUGCGAGGAGCACCAGAUGUCACUACAUUGGUGGCUAGGCUGUCCGACUACUACGACACCACUCGGUACCCCGACAAACAGGUGCCACCUAAGGUUCCUGCUGAUGUGUUCCAAGAUUCUCAGCAAGCGCAAGAGGCGUUCAGACUCGCCAAAGCAGUGCUGGCUGCAAUAGAACCGUUUGUAGGCGUUUAAAAGACCGCUUUGUUUUCCGACUGCUUAAUAGUCUUAUUCAAGUCGCAACAGACAACUCGAAAAUCAACAAAGUUGUAUCAUCACUUUUGAUUUGUCUUUUAUAAGAAACGGAUUUGUAGCAGUUUAGGUUAGGAACGAAACCUUUUUUAAAGGACCUUGAAAUAGAUGUUAUUUUCCGUGUCCGAAGAAAAACAGCAGCCAGUAAAUUUACAAGUGGCAUAGAAUGAGAAACUGGACUUGAUCAUAAAAUAUUAACCCUUGGUAAACCUCUGAUCAGUGUAGGCUACAUGUAGAACGAUUUUGCUUUGAUGCAAAUAAUUCAUUACAAGGUUUGCAACAGAAACAUUGUCAGUACGUCUUAACUGUGUCUGUUGCAUUCAUGGGAUAGGAGGAUAUGUAAUACUCAUGAUAAUUUUAGCAAUACUCAGUACGCUCGAGCCAAUCAAGUUUGUUUGCCGAGCAUUAUAGUUGUGAAAGUAUUCAGAGUGAACAUCCUCUUCUCGACAGGAAAGGUUACGUUAAGGAAGUAAUCGUACAACUGCUUUUUUUUAAAUCGUUACUAAUAGCUUGUUUUGGUCGGUUUUGUAACACUUAAAGUCUCUUCGAGGCAGACAGGCAAGCAUCAACAGGCUUUGGUACAGAAAAGGGAAUAGGAUUAGAGCCAUUGCUAUAUAUGCCUUUGUUUUUCAUUAGCAAUAAAAAAGUCAACUAUGUA